This is a messenger RNA of Nicotiana attenuata, 1004 nucleotides long. RefSeq lists its product as uncharacterized. The record is from RefSeq and is a predicted model, not a curated record. Lineage: Eukaryota; Viridiplantae; Streptophyta; Magnoliopsida; Solanales; Solanaceae. The coding region runs from base 183 to 839 and encodes 218 amino acids. The transcript has 2 exons.
AUUUUGAUUCCCCUCAAUCAUUCUUUCUGAUUCUGUCUGAUAUCAAUUCGUUACAUCAUCGCCUCUUUCCUCCUUCCAAUCGUCGAGCUUAUAAAGGCCUAAAAUAUUAAUUAAUUACUAACCCGUUGAAACAAAAGGCAAUUUUCUCAAUCGGUGUUCUCCUGAUCCAUUGUUUAGAAAAAAUGGGAGCAUGUGCAAGCAAGCCUAAGGUCUUGGAAGGUACCGCUCCGGCGCCGGAAGUGGCCUCCAACGGUAAUGUAGCAAAUGUGGCGGCGGAAGAAGGAAUUGUGGGUGAUGAUAAACGCCAGUCUCUCGGUAAUUUGUUCAAGGAGAGUGAAGAAGGGAAAGACUCAGAACAAGUGAAAGAGGAGACAUGUACCACAGAAACUUCUGAACCAUCGGAACCCCAAACAGAAGAAGUUGUGACGGUACUUGAUGCCCAUAUAACGACUGACACAAGAAAAGCACCAGAAGUAGAGACCCCAGAUGCCAAAACAUCCGUUGAAAAAGCAACAGAAGAAGUAAAAUCAGAAAUCGAGACUCCUACAGAGGAGAAAGUAAAAUCAGAAGCAGAGACGAAAACUGAGCAAGUAAAAUCAGAAACAGAGACGAAAAUUGAGCAAGUAAAAUCAGAAACAGAGGGCACAGGCUUUUGCAGAGAAGAAAGAAGAGGAAGUAAAAGAAGCAGUGGAGACUCAAGCAGAGAAGAAAAUCCCGUAACAGAGGCAACAAAAUCUGAAGCUCUAGUAGAGAACAAAACUGAAGAGAAGCCAGCUACGGAGGCAAAGAAACCUGUCAUUGAAGAAAAGAAGUCAGGCAAAUUUUGGUGGGACAAGUAAAUCAUAACGACGCAAAUGGUUCCUUAAUUACUUGAAGGGUUGCAUGUGUGAUUAAUUCAAGAUGGUAUGUCACUGAUUUCAUGUUGAACAAAAUUUCAUGUUUAAUACUAUUAUUCUCAUUACCAUACUACGUUUUCAUCUCCUUCAUUAGCACAUUUGACAUUA